Messenger RNA from Abrus precatorius (Indian licorice), 1352 nucleotides. RefSeq names its product chloroplastic import inner membrane translocase subunit HP30-2-like. Gene Ontology annotation, cellular component: TIM22 mitochondrial import inner membrane insertion complex; chloroplast inner membrane. Gene Ontology annotation, biological process: protein targeting to chloroplast; protein insertion into mitochondrial inner membrane. Bases 45 to 827 code for a protein of 260 amino acids. The record is from RefSeq and is a predicted model, not a curated record. The transcript is spliced from 6 exons. Gene Ontology annotation, molecular function: protein binding; transmembrane protein transporter activity. Lineage: Eukaryota; Viridiplantae; Streptophyta; Magnoliopsida; Fabales; Fabaceae.
AACAACGUUAUCGAAACAAAAUAUCUAGAGAUUGAGAACUUGGAAUGGAACAAGGGAAGAUGGUGGCGAAAGGGUUACCUCAGCAACUUCAAAACCCCAUUGAACAACUCCAAACACGUUUCAAGGAGUUAGAGAAUGGCUUCAGACUCUGGCUCUCCAAGCAGUCUCUUCCCGUCGAAGCCGCCGUCGUCACCACCACCAGCGCCGCCCAAGGCGCUGCCAUCGGCGCCUUCAUGGGCACCCUCACCGCCGACGCCUCCUCCACUUUCCCCACCCCUCCGCCUAACGCCUCUCUCAACCCUCAAGCCAUGGCCUCUCUUAAGCAAGCUCAGGCUCUUUCUGGAGGUCCUUUAAUUCAAGCUCGUAACUUUGCUGUGAUGACGGGAGUGAAUGCUGGUAUUUCCUGUGUAUUGAAAAGGUUAAGGGGCAAGGAAGAUGUUCAGUCUAGCAUGGCGGCAGCUUUUGGUUCUGGGGCCAUGUUUUCAUUGGUAAGCGGCAUGGGUGGACCAAAUCAAGCAGCAAAUGCAGUCACUUCUGGACUUUUCUUUGCACUUGUUCAAGGUGGACUUUUCCAGAUAGGACAAAAGUUUUCUCAACCACCUGCUGAAGAUAUUCACUAUUCUAAAACAAGACACAUGUUGCACAACCUUGGUCUUCAGAAUUAUGAAAAGAAUUUUAAGAAGGGCUUGUUAACGGACAACACUUUGCCUUUGCUUACAGACAGUGCUCUCAGAGAUGUGAGGAUUCCUCCUGGACCCAGGCUUUUGAUUCUUGAUCACAUCCAAAGGGACCCGGAUUUGAGAGAGAAGCGAGGAAGCCGGAAUUGACUGAUAUGAAUAGAGUUUGCUGCCUUCGAACUUUUAGUUGUUGAAAGCCAUUGAAAAUGGAUACUAGGAAAUUUGUGUUGCAAAUGAAUUUUGCAUUUUUGUUUCUUAUGCAUUUUGUUCCAUUAUUGCAGUCUACUUGGUAAACUUGGGUUAAUUAAUCAGUUAUUUCAGUUGCCAUGAAACGUAAAUGGCUUGAAAGUAGAUUCUGGAGCAUGAAUUUGUUAACUUCAAAAUAAGAAAAAUUGCUUCCUUGCAGAGGAAUUGUCAUCGACUUAUUGCAUUAAUUCUAUCAAUGAUCUACCCAAUCAAUGGUUCCACAUUGGUCAUGAUAAUCUGAACGAAAGAAGAAGACUUCCACCGAUAUUAGCUGGAAUGUCUUGUUUUGAACGAUAGUACUUGAAUCAUUUGUGGAGGUGAAUCUUGCAUUUUGCAUGUCAGUUCCUUGUUUACUGGGUUGGGUCGAUUGAUUCGUUAAUUGUGAUUUUUCCGGAAAGAUCAAUGGUUUGAGUGUCGAGAAGAUUUAAU